AUGAAAAGGUUAAGUAGGAGAUGUGCAUGUGAGCCUUCACCACUAGGGUUCCGGUGCUGCAUCUACAGUUGCAUUAAUGCAGCCCUUGAGAUGGAAAGGUUAAGUAGGAGAUGUGCAUGUGAGCCUUUACCACUAGGGCUCCGGAGCUGCAACUACAGUUGCAUUUGUGCAGCCCUUGAGAAGGAAAGGUUAAGUAGGAGAUGUACAUGUGAGCCUUCACCACUAGAGCUCCGGAGCUGCAUCUACAGUUGCAUUAAUGCAGCCCUUGUGAAGGAAGGGUUAAGUAGGAGACGUGCAUUUGAGCCUUCACCAUUAGGGCUCCGGAGCUGCAACUACAGUUGCAUUAAUGCAUCCCUUGAGAAGGAAAGGUUAAGUAGGAGAUGUGCAUGUGAGCCUUCACCACUAGGGCUCCGGAGCUGCAUCUACAGUUGCAUUAAUGCAGCCCUUGAGAAGGAAAGAUUAAGUAGGAGAUGUGCAUGUGAGCCUUCACCACUAGGGCUCUGGAGCUGCAUCUACAGUUGCAUUAAUGCAGCACCUUGA
This is a messenger RNA of Bombina bombina (fire-bellied toad), 540 nucleotides long. Its product is annotated as keratin-associated protein 4-6-like. The transcript has a single exon. NCBI's taxonomy places the organism in Eukaryota, Metazoa, Chordata, Amphibia, Anura, Bombinatoridae. Bases 1 to 540 code for a protein of 179 amino acids. The record is from RefSeq and is a predicted model, not a curated record.